This is a messenger RNA of Mangifera indica (mango), 2138 nucleotides long. RefSeq lists its product as uncharacterized. The transcript has a single exon. Gene Ontology annotation, cellular component: Golgi apparatus. The record is from RefSeq and is a predicted model, not a curated record. Bases 328 to 2022 code for a protein of 564 amino acids. Lineage: Eukaryota; Viridiplantae; Streptophyta; Magnoliopsida; Sapindales; Anacardiaceae.
UCAAUCAAUAGUCACAGGUGUGGGUGAAACCACCUAGUAAAGAGUUUAGAGAGAGACAAAACAGAAAAAGAGGCAGAUGAUGACUUGAUGCUUCUUGUUAAGGUGAGUGAAAUUUAAACCUUAAACUAUAAUUGUUGUCUGUUUUGAGUCUUCAAUCAGCUUUUAGCGUCAGAUCUUUCUUUGUUUUGGUUUGUCUUGUCAAUGUUAUGAUCUGUGAGUCCAAGAUCUAAAGGUUUUGUGCUUUACAAUUUUGUUACCUGGGUUCAUUUUGUUGUAGUUAUAGUUGCUAAAUUUAGUUAAGGGUAGCCAGUUUAGGGAUCAGAAACAAUGUUGGGUCGGUCUCCUCUGUCAAGAACUGGAAGUUUUCGGCCUGAAAAUUUAGGUCCAAAUGCACUUGCAAUGAUAGGCAACCUUUGCUUUACCAUGUUUGUGUUAGGAGUUUUAAUCUUUACUAUCAUUGCUGCCACUUAUGAACCUGAGGACCCACUUUUUCACCCUUCAACGAAGAUCACCACAUUCUUAACAUCAACUUCAAAUGCCACUUUUAAAUCUGAUGACACUGUUGUUAAAACUGGUGAGGAUUUCAUGAGGCCCAACCAAACUAUGGUUUCCACAUUUAUUAAUAUAACUGAUAUUGAGAAUGAAAACUCGGACAAUGGUUUCCCGGCUGAGACUGGGAGUAAUUGCGAGGGUAAUGCAGAUAGUCCAAUUGAUUGUACUGACCCAGAAGUGUUUCAUUUAUUGAUGAGAAAAGCUAUUGAUCAUUUUAAGGAUAUACAUUUUUACCGGUUUGGGAAGGCUGUUCGUGGGGAUAAGGAUAAUAAUUGUGAUAUGGCAUGGCGGUUCAGGCCCAAGGAAGGGAAGACAGCUGCAUUUUAUAAAGAUUAUAGGCGGUUUGUGAUUGCUAGGGAGAAUUGUACUCUUACUGUGGUGAGUAUUGGGGAUUAUCAUUCAGGUGUUAAUGCUAGGAAGAAGAAGAAGAAGAAGCUUGGGUUUGAGAAGGCACCAACAAAGGAAACCCCUGGCUUAUUAGUUGUUGGGGAAGGUGUUAAUGAUACACUACCAGUGGUUGAAUCAGAGAAAUCAUUUAGUCAUGGAAAGUACUUGAUAUACAUGGAUGGUGGGGAUAGGUGCAGGAGCAUGAAUCAUUACUUAUGGAGUUUCUUAUGUGCUUUGGGUGAAGCACAGUAUUUGAACCGAACGUUAGUUAUGGAUUUGAGUAUUUGUUUGAAUUCUAUGUAUACUUCGUCAAAUCAAGAUGAGGAAGGGAAAGACUUCAGAUUCUACUUUGAUUUCCAGCAUUUGAAGGAGGCUGCAUCUGUGUUGGACAAGGAUCAGUUUUGGUCAGACUGGAAUCAGUGGCACAGGAAAAAUAGCUUGAGUCUUUACCUUGUGGAGAAGGUUCGGGUCACACCGAUGAAGCUUUCUGAGGUGAAGGAUACGUUGAUAAUGAGAAAAUUUGGAUCUGUUGAACCAGAUAAUUACUGGUACCGGGUAUGUGAAGGAGAGACAGAAUCUAUUGUUCAGAGGCCAUGGCAUCUGCUUUGGAAAUCAAGAAGGUUGAUGGAUAUAGUGUCUGCAAUUGCUUCAAGGUUGAACUGGGAUUAUGAUUCAGUUCACAUACAGAGAGGGGAAAAGGCCAGGAAUAAGGAGCUCUGGCCUAACCUUGCAAUGGAUACUUCACCAGAUGCACUUCUCUCAACCUUAGCGGACAAGAUUGAAGAUGGAAGGAAUCUUUAUAUUGCAACAAAUGAACCUGAUACAUCCUUCUUUGACCCAUUGAAAGACAAGUAUACCACCCAUUUUCUUGAUGAGUACAAGGAUCUUUGGGAUGAGAACAGUGAGUGGUAUUCUGAGACAGCAAAGCUCAACAAAGGCAUUGCUGUUGAAUUUGAUGGCUACAUGAGGGCGUCUGUUGAUACGGAGGUAUUCUUGAGAGGGAAAAAACAGAUAGAAACUUUCAAUGAUCUCACCAAUGACUGCAAGGAUGGUAUUAAUACCUGCAAUGCUGCAUCCAGUUAAUCCUUGCCCAUCAAGUUUUCAAAUCUUUUGUGUUUCUACAUUGGGUUGUAUUCACUUGUACUUCUAGUUAUUGUCUUGAACUGCAAUCUAUAUUAAGUAGUUUUGAUAUUGAGUAA